Molecule: messenger RNA, 3441 nt
Organism: Amyelois transitella
Lineage: Eukaryota; Metazoa; Arthropoda; Insecta; Lepidoptera; Pyralidae
Gene: Cdc45
Product: cell division control protein 45 homolog
Exons: 11
Coding region: 703-2943 (746 amino acids)
Biological process (GO): mitotic DNA replication preinitiation complex assembly; DNA replication initiation; double-strand break repair via break-induced replication
Cellular component (GO): DNA replication preinitiation complex
Molecular function (GO): DNA replication origin binding; single-stranded DNA binding; chromatin binding
Source: RefSeq, a predicted model, not a curated record
UAGCGUUUUCCCUAGAGAAAAGCUUAUGAUUAGCUUCGAUCCGGGAGGAAGUUACAAGGAACCACGCCCGUCACAUCAUAUUUGUGUCCUGACCUGACUGACAAAAGAGUAUUUUAACACAGUGUAACUACUGCUGGCCGAGUGAUUUAUUCCCGCCGUUUUAUCUCUUACGACAAAAUUUCUCAAGUUAUUAUGUUUUAUUAUCUGCACAAUGGCACUCACGUAGAAUAAAAAUAUACUGCAAACGAACUAUCGAUGCAUAAGGACCGCUUUUUGUAAAAUGUUGUACCUACUCAUAUUAUGCAAAUAAAAGUUUGAAUUUGAAUGCUAAGUCAUUGUACAAGCUCGCAUUUCUGGCAGAAUUUUGCCCAAAGCUGAGAUCAAAAUUUCUGUCCAUUAUCAUAAGAGGCGAGAUAAGAAAGUCAGCCAGCAAUCAUUCGAUGGAGAAGUCUCAAAAACAUAUUUAUUAAGUAAAUGAAGGUUUCGAUCUCACUGGAACGCACCCAAUAAAUUUGGCGGGAUUUUUCAUGUACUUUUGACAUUUCAAACUUUCAAUUUGAUUGACGUUUUGCGACACAAGUCGAACAGGUGUUUUUGUUGUCCAUUAUAUUCAAUUAACGAGUUACAAAAUACUAUAAAAUACACGAAAAAUACUUAGAUAAUCAGAUUAAAAUGGAAAAUUAAUAUAAUUGCUGGAUCAAAAUGUUCAUAGAAGAUUUGAAGACUGAUUUUUACGACGUAUUAUUAGGAAAUAGAGUGCUGUUAUUAGUUCAUUACGACGUCGACGCAAUAUGUGCGUGUAAAAUAUUGCAAGAAUUGUUCAAAUGUGAUAAUAUUUCGUACACAUUAGUGCCAGUGGGGGGUAUUGCAGAGUUGAAAACGGCAUACGAAGAAAAUAAUGAAGAAAUCAAAUAUGUGGUGAUGGUUAAUUGUGGUGGAACUAUAGAUCUAGUGGAUAUCUUACAGCCAGAAGAGGAUGUAGUUUUUUUCGUUUUAGAUUCACAUAAACCAACAGACAUUUGUAAUGUGUAUAGUGAUGGACAGGUGAGAUUAGUGUACAAGGAUAGUGAAGAGAACAUUCCCAACUUUGAUGAUAUAUUCAGAGAUGAUGAAGAGGAGGAAGACCAGCCAACAGAUAGUGGCAUGGAAGCCCUAGAGGCGGUGGUGGAGAAGCGUCGUGCACGCCGAGCAUGGGAGGAGCGCCGUCAUACGUUGAUGUUUAAUUAUACGCAGUUCUCGUACUUUGGGAGACCGAGCGCGUGCGUAGCCCUGGAAGUGUCCCAGCUAGUGUCGCGCUGCAGCGUGACGUGCGCGUGGAGCGCGAGCGUGGCGUGCACGGCGAUGGAGGCGCUGUGUGCGCGUGCGCCUGCGUUGGCCGUGCUCGAUGCCAGCCAGCUGCAGCGCGUGCUGGCGCACCGGCAGCUGCAGGAGGACCAGCUGUCGUGUCACAUAGUUAUAGAGAAAGACGCGUGGCUCCCCCUGUACCGGUCGUGGUCGCUGGAGGCGGCGCUGCGGCACGCCCCCUUAAUCGGUCCCGCGCUCAAGCUGCACACGCUGGCUGGGGAGGGGCGGUUACGGCAACUGCUGGCUGAUAUGGGCUACCCGCUGUCACAAGCCCGCCAAGCCUACCGCUCUAUGGACGUGGAACUCCGCCGGGGAUUAUGCACCGCCCUCGCCACUGCGGCACCCAAACUAGGGCUCCCGGACCCCACCAGGGCCUCGUUCCUGCUGAGAAGGCCACACAAGCCUCCGCUACCCGCCCUUGACUUGGUCUACAUCAUCAUGGCUCUCAUAGAACAUGACACGAUCCCCAAAGCGGAGGGCUUCCAACACGCGCUGUCGGCGCUGGAGCCGGCGGGGGGCGGCGCCGCCGUGUCGCUGGGCGCGGCGGCGGCGCAGCGCGCGCUGGCGGCCUGCCGCAAGCUGGUCGCCGCCACGCUCGGCGAGCGGAGGCUGAUGCGGGCCGGGCCCUUCAGCUACUUCAUAGUUCCUGAGGGCUGCCCGGAGGCGGGCGCGGUGCGCGGCCCGCUGUGGCUGGCGCUGGCGGCGCGCGGCGCGGCGGGCGCGGCGCCCGUGCUGGCCAGCGCGCCGCGCGGCCCGCACCACGCGCUGCUGCUGGGGCUGCCGCCGCGCUCCCAGCACGAGCCGCGCAAGUCUGCUAUAUACUAUACAUACAUACAUACGGUCACGUCUAUAUCCCGUGCUGGCCAGCGCGCCGCGCGGCCCGCACCACGCGCUGCUGCUGGGGCUGCCGCCGCGCUCCCAGCACGAGCCGCGCAAGUCUGCUAUAUACUAUACAUACAUACAUACGGUCACGUCUAUAUCCCGUGCUGGCCAGCGCGCCGCGCGGCCCGCACCACGCGCUGCUGCUGGGGCUGCCGCCGCGCUCCCAGCACGAGCCGCGCAAGUCUGCUAUAUACUAUACAUACAUACAUACGGUCACGUCUAUAUCCCGUGCUGGCCAGCGCGCCGCGCGGCCCGCACCACGCGCUGCUGCUGGGGCUGCCGCCGCGCUCCCAGCACGAGCCGCGCAAGUCUGCUAUAUACUAUACAUACAUACAUACGGUCACGUCUAUAUCCCGUGCUGGCCAGCGCGCCGCGCGGCCCGCACCACGCGCUGCUGCUGGGGCUGCCGCCGCGCUCCCAGCACGAGCCGCGCAAGUCUGCUAUAUACUAUACAUACAUACAUACGGUCACGUCUAUAUCCCGUGCUGGCCAGCGCGCCGCGCGGCCCGCACCACGCGCUGCUGCUGGGGCUGCCGCCGCGCUCCCAGCACGAGCCGCGCAAUCUAUUCGGCGCGGCGUUUGAGCAGGCGGCGGCUAAAUGCGGCGCGUCCAUUUCCCUGGACUUUCUGGACUCGUCCGUCAUCACGCUGCCGAUCGCUCAGAGACCACAAUUUCUGGACGCCCUCACAGCGCUACUGGCUUGAUGUAAGCAGUUAGCACGAAACGAUGAUCCCGCCGCUGCCACCUGUGUUUACAUGCAUACUUGCGAAGAGUCUGUUUAAAUAUGCAUUUAGCCUCCUUUUUUAGGUACACACCACCAUUACUUGGAAAUUGUUAAAAAAAUUGUUGUUCGUCAAUAUUUCGCCAGGUUAGAUGUGAUCUGAAUUAAAAAUUCUUAAAAAAUCCAUUGAUUAAAGAAAUGAAUCUUAGUUCGAAUCGUAAAUACGCGCAUAUGGUUCUCUGCCUUUUCGGCGAAAAUCGUUUGGCAGAUCAUCACUUGCCAAUCAACGUUUCGCAAAAUUUUAUUUCGCGGAAUAAUCAUUUGCCAACUAUAUCACUUAAUUUUGUUUCAUUUCCCAACUUAGGUAACUAUUGCCAACUGUACGUUUGGUCUGGCUUUUAUAAUGACACUUUUCACAAGGCCAACUUUCAAGUAGCGAACGUUUCAGUUAGAGUAAUAUUCAUUUAAUUUUAUGUAUUGUUUACCAAAUAAUA